Molecule: messenger RNA, 1971 nt
Organism: Maudiozyma barnettii
Lineage: Eukaryota; Fungi; Ascomycota; Saccharomycetes; Saccharomycetales; Saccharomycetaceae
Gene: IME4
Product: mRNA (N6-adenosine)-methyltransferase
Exons: 1
Coding region: 1-1971 (656 amino acids)
Cellular component (GO): nucleus; RNA N6-methyladenosine methyltransferase complex
Molecular function (GO): mRNA m(6)A methyltransferase activity
Source: RefSeq, a predicted model, not a curated record
AUGUUAGAGGAAGAAACUAUAGAUCACGACGUAUGUGCGGAAUUGGUGGCGUUCAUCAUCGAUAAUCAUCGAGAGAUACAGGAAGCACCUAUUUGUGGACACAUAAGGGAUCUAUAUGCAGUAUUCUUUGAUGCUCAUGGUAUAGAUAGAACUAACGGCUACGAGCAAUUUUAUCAUUUAUUAGCAUAUAUUAGUGAUUUGGCUCCUGGUAGUUUGACGUUUCAUCGUGACAUCAUCGAGGGUCAAAGGAUUACUGAUAUUAACACAUAUGUCUUAAAACUGUUAUAUAAACAGAUUAAUAUGGCUCCAUCGAGGAUAACUGCAAUUUCUCCAACUUCCUCGAAGACUCGUACUGUUAUUCGUGAAUUUGACGAUAUUGAUGGAUCAACUAUGGUGAAUGAAGAUACUUCAUACAUUGAGAGAUGUGAGGACAUGAAGACAGAUAAUAUGGAUUGUGGGAAUGAUGAUGUUCAGUAUACCGCUAAUAAAGAUGAUUUAACUAGGUUGCAUUCUUUAAUAGAUUUCGAAACGGCGGAAAGCAGCCUCACCUACGACAACUCACAAUUACCUAAAUACCUAAUGCAUAGAUUGAACGAUCUUUUGAAUACUGUACCAAUGUCAUUUCAACUAGGUAAAGAAAGAGCUCGGAUCACUGAGACAGUUAUACCAUAUAUUCCGGUGUGUCAAUCACCAGAACAUUCCAUGGUACUGGCACAAAUAGCAUAUAUUUCCAAUAACAAAAUAACAUCCUUACAAUUUUCCAAACUGGCAACAUUGGAGAAAGAAGCACCCGAAUUAAUAGAAUGUUUAAAAUUGCAUAUGCAUUACGUGCCAAAUAUCAAACCUCAAACCGAUUUAUCCUUAGGAGAUUGUUCAUAUUUGGAUACCUGUCAUAAAUUGAACUCAUGUCGUUAUUUACAUUAUUUGCGAUAUGUUCCAGAAUCACUAAUGACACAAGUUCAAAAGGACAUUAAACAUGUUAAUGAAAGUCAAUCCAAACAUUUACCCUUAUACACACACGGAUCAUGCUCUUCUAUUGUUGUAAAGGAGAUUUUACCUCCGCAAUGGAUCCGAUGUGAUGUAAGAAAAUUUGAUUUUAGCAUCCUUGGUAAAUUCUCUGUUGUCGUGGCAGAUCCUGCUUGGAAUAUUCAUAUGAAUUUACCAUAUGGAACAUGUAACGAUAUUGAAUUGCUAGAAUUGCCAUUAGAUGAAUUACAAGACGAAGGUGUAUUGUUUCUAUGGGUUACCGGUAGAGCCAUUGAAUUAGGAAAAGAAUCAUUGGCAAAAUGGGGGUAUAAAGUGAUUAAUGAGAUUUCAUGGAUAAAAACUAAUCAAUUGGGACGUACAAUUGUUACCGGUAGAACAGGCCAUUGGCUAAAUCAUUCUAAGGAACAUUUGUUAGUGGGGAUGAAAGGUAAUCCCACCUGGAUCAAUAAACAUAUUGAUAUGGAUAUUAUUGUAUCUACCACUAGAGAAACAAGUAGGAAACCUGAUGAAUUGUAUGGGAUGAUAGAAAGAAUGGUAGGAAAACAUGCACGUAAAUUAGAGAUCUUUGGCAGGGACCAUAAUAUCCGAGCCGGUUGGUUUACUAUAGGCAAUCAAUUAACAGGAUCAUGCAUUUAUGAACCUGAUAUCAAAGCCAAAUAUGAAUCAUCUGCACAAUUUAAAAAUUCCAAUAAUCAAUCGAAUAACGAGAACCAUAUUAGAAACACAGAUAAUCAUAGUAAUAAUCAUAAUCUUAAUUAUAAGAACAAUAAUAACCAUAAUAAUAAUAAUAAUAAUAAUAAUAAUAACUACAACGGCGGCAAUAACAGCAGCAACAAUAAUAAUCAUAGAACGAACAGUGGCUACAAUAGUAGCAACGGAAAACGUAGUAGAGGCGACCCCAAUAGAUCAAAUAAUAACUAUACCAAUGGAAACAGACAUAAUUCUUCCAAUAGAGGUAAGAAUGACAACAGAGUUAAUACUUAA